Molecule: messenger RNA, 1590 nt
Organism: Drosophila miranda
Lineage: Eukaryota; Metazoa; Arthropoda; Insecta; Diptera; Drosophilidae
Product: putative transporter svop-1
Exons: 8
Coding region: 60-1532 (490 amino acids)
Biological process (GO): transmembrane transport
Cellular component (GO): membrane
Molecular function (GO): transmembrane transporter activity
Source: RefSeq, a predicted model, not a curated record
GUUUGUCUUAAAUUUGUGAUUUUUGAAUUCGUGACUUUAAAUAAAUCUGUACUUUGUUCAUGGCCGACAUAGACGAUGUAUUUGGCAGGCUUGGCUUUGGGCGUAUGCAGAUCUUCAUAUUCUGCAGCUGUGCCGUAAUCCAGGUUUACGUGACCAACGAACAGCUCGGUUUAGUGGUGAUCGUGGCGGGUGCUACCUGUGACCUGGGCAUACACGAUCAUCGGCUCUCAUGGCUCUACUGCGCCGUCAUUACUGGCCAGAUUCUGAUUAGCCCCUAUAUGGGCUAUAAGGCGGAUGAAAUCGGACGGCGAAAAAUGCUGCUCAUAACCCUGAUCCUGAGCCUGGCGGCGUCCUUGCUCUCGGCUCUCAUGCCAGAGUUUUGGUCAUUUCUGGUGAUGCGCUUCUUCGUGGGCCUCUUCGUGACAGGACCAUCAUCGUUGAUUGUGACCUACUUGAGUGAGUUCACGAAGAUUUCGCUGCGAGGUAGCGUGAUCAACUACCAGAGCUACUUCAUAGGUAUCAGCAUGAUCUUAAUGACAUGUGUAGCCUCGGUUCUGCUUCCCCUGAAGUUGAACCACAGAAUCGUGAACGAUUAUGCCCUCACCAGCUGGCGAGUUGUGGUCCUACUCAAUCUGCUACCUGGAAUCAUUGGACUUGUCACUCUGUGGUUCCUGCCCGAAAGUCCAAAGUAUUACCUGGCCGUUGAUCAGCAAAAGAGAGCCAUGGAGGCGCUGGAGAGGUGCUGCCGCCUAAACAAGGGCAAGGACGUAACGCUCUCCAGUCUGGGCGUUGAGUCGGUAACUCAGCCACGUUUGCCCGAUAAGCCAAUCCACCGCAGUGCCUUCGCCCGUCAAUGGUACGAUGUGACUCCCCUCCUGCGUGGCCUAUAUUUCCGGCAUUUGGCGCUCGCCUCCGCCGCCAUUUUCAUAUUGUUAGGCACUGGCGCUGGUCUUGCCAGCUGGAUGCUGCGUGUCCGCAAUCUCACGCUGAAAAACAAGGAUUCGCAGACCAUCUGUGUGGUGCUCGAGAAAUUUGAUGAACACAAAAUGGAUCUUCCGAAGUGUGAUUUGGGAAUGGAUGAUCUGAAGGACUCUGUUUUCCAUGGCCUCGCCGUUCUUGGUUUCUUUAUAUUUACGAGCAUCCUUCUCAUCUGGUUCGGCCGCAGAGUCAUCGUUUUUCUAUAUGUACUAGGGGCAGCCCUUGCUGGCUUCCUCUUGAACUUUGCGAAGGACGAAACGUUGAUACUCGUUCUAUUUCUCAUUUACAUUGUUACUCCACUGUGCAGCCUGAGGCUGACCCUAUCGAUGCUCAUUGAUCUAAUACCAACCAAUCUCAGGGGCAAAGCUGUUUCCAUUAGUAUGAUGGUUGGGUGUCUGGGAGGCCUGGUCGCCAGCCUUUUCGUAGGCUACACCAUGAAGCUCAACUGCUACGUCACCUUCAAUACCUUUGUGCUGGCUCUAAUAUUUUGCGCCAUCUUGAUCGUAAUGCUACCCUCUGAUGGGAAUAUGAGGUUCAAAAAAGGAUCGGUGUAAUCCGUUGCAGCUUUUUUCUGCUAUCUUCUCUUGUAAAUCCAUUCAUUAAAUAAAAGUA